CGAUGCUCCCAGGGCCUCCUCCCCCGGGGCGGCCUCCGGGCUGCCCUAAGCUAUAAAGGCCAUACAGCCUGGUCAAUGAAGCCGGGACUACUCGGAGCACCACACUGCGGGCCACAAGCAGCUGCUGCGCGGCCACCUCAGGACCCAGUCCCCGUGCCAGGCCCCAGCAUGAAGCUCAUCGUGGGUAUUGGAGGCGUGACCAACGGUGGGAAGACCACCCUGACCAACAGCCUCCACAAGGCGCUGCCCAACUGCUGCGUGAUCCACCAGGAUGACUUCUUCAAGCCCCAGGACCAAAUAGCAGUCGGGGAGGACGGCUUCAAACAGUGGGACGUGCUGGAGUCCCUGGACAUGGAGGCCAUGCUCGGCACGGUGCGCGCCUGGACGGAGGAUCCGCGUAAGUUCGCGCGCGCCCACGGCGUCCGCCUGCGCCCCGGGGCCGCGGACAGCCACGUGCUCCUCCUGGAGGGCUUCCUGCUCUACAGCUACAAGCCCCUGCUGGACUUUUACAGUCAACGCUAUUUCUUGACGGUCCCGUAUGAGGAGUGCAAGCGGAGGAGAAGCAGCCGCAGGUACACGGUCCCUGACCCCCCCGGCCUCUUCGACGGUCACGUGUGGCCCAUGUACCAGAAGUACAAGCGGGAGAUGGAGCGGGACGGAGUGGACGUGGUCUAUCUAGAUGGCACGAAGUCCCGUGAGGAGCUCUUCCAUCAAGUCCUCGAGGGUGUUCAGAACAGGCUGCUCAACGCGCCCUAGCGGAGUCCGGGCAGGACAGCCGCGCGUGACCUUCCGGCGGGGCCCGCCGGGGUCUGUGCGUGGGAGGAGGCGUGGGCGGGGCCCGCCGGAGACUGUAGCAUUAAA
Meriones unguiculatus (Mongolian gerbil) is the source of this 861-nucleotide messenger RNA. RefSeq names its product nicotinamide riboside kinase 2 (gene Nmrk2). NCBI's taxonomy places the organism in Eukaryota, Metazoa, Chordata, Mammalia, Rodentia, Muridae. The record is from RefSeq and is a predicted model, not a curated record. Gene Ontology annotation, cellular component: cytoplasm. The transcript has 7 exons. The coding region runs from base 76 to 756 and encodes 226 amino acids.